Molecule: messenger RNA, 5305 nt
Organism: Anopheles bellator
Lineage: Eukaryota; Metazoa; Arthropoda; Insecta; Diptera; Culicidae
Product: ral GTPase-activating protein subunit beta
Exons: 15
Coding region: 1-5079 (1692 amino acids)
Biological process (GO): regulation of small GTPase mediated signal transduction; activation of GTPase activity
Molecular function (GO): GTPase activator activity
Source: RefSeq, a predicted model, not a curated record
AUGUAUUCCGAAUGGGCUUCGCUCGUUCCGAUUAUAUCGGACAACAUCAACAACGCCCAAACGCAGAGCGUUUUGGGCAAGUUCAGCAUCGUCGGUGGGCGUGAUGUGGCAGCCGUGGUGAUCAAGCAGCUGGCCAGCACGCUCGGCAUCACCAACAGUGCGGAACCGAGCAAUCUUAAGACGGACCAGGAGGUCCAAUGGUGCAUGGAUGUAAUUUGUCACGGGCUCUCGUUGCCGUUGGCCGAACACGACAUAAUCAAGGACGGAGUGAAUAUCUACUGCGAGUGGAUCAGUGCCGUGCUGCCGCAGUGCAAGAUCAGCGUCCCAAAACCCAUCCUGGACGAUCCGAACACGUAUGUGCGGAAAAUUAUCAAACACCUUUACAACCUGUUCGUGCCCCGCCCAGGAGAAGUCUGGCCUUUCAUUUACCAAGAGGAACUAGGCACGGAUACGAUCAACCGGCAAGCUGUGCUUUGCCAUCGCGUGCUGCGCACCCUGCAAGACACGGCCCAAAACUCACAAAUUCUCACGGUCGAAACGUGGGAAGCGUUGCUACUGUUUCUGUUGGCGAUCAACGAAAUCCUGCUCGCGCCACCGAUCGUGAAGGACGACGUCGGAGAUCAGCUGUGCGAGCGAGUACUGAGCGUGCUGUUUGAAGUGUGGUUACUGUCCUGCAGUCGCUGCUUUCCGUCCCCGUCGCUGUGGAAAACGUUCCAGGAAUCGUGCGCAGCCUGGCGACACCGUAUCGCACUGGUGGAGCAGUGGAACCGAGUGAACCUGGUUCUCACUGCUAAACUACUUGAAUUCACCUACGGGCCAGCGUUUCCCGAGAUGAAGAUAGCCGACGAGGACGCACACCUCGUGCCGGACGGUAUGACCAACGACGGCAUCGCCCAGGCAUGGAUUCGGUUUCUGAAGAUACUGGGACCACCGAUGGAUCUGUGCUGCCCGCAGGUCAUCAGCAGAACGCCACAGUUCAUCCAGGCGGUACUGGUCAACGCGGACGGGAUCGAGCCACAACAUCAUCCAUGUUUGCUGAAUUUGCCACAAAUCUUUCUCAAAACGAUGAAAGGAAUUGCCGGCCUGGUGGAUGCUUUUCUCGGAAUAGCCCAGUACCGAUCGGUAGAGGGCAUGCUGUUUGAGAACAUCAAUCAGCUGUACUUUCCCGUCAAUGGGUCCGUAAUAAAUUUCAGGCAUUCUGGAGGCGAACUCAGGCCCACAAACCUGGUCCGAGCCAGCGGUGGGCUGGGUGGGCUCGGUCUCGGUGCAGCACUGGGUGUGGUGGGCUCCGGAGCGACCGCAAGCGGUGGAAAUGGAAUGAAUAACGGUGGCGGCGUUGGUAGCACUAGUGGUGGUGGUGGUCCCAAUGUUUCUAUCAGUCUUAGCGGAAACGGAAGUGUCAGUGCAGGAAGCAACAGUUUCGGGUUCUCGUUCGAGAUCGGCUCCACGGCUCAGGCUGAUAUCGCGGCUGUCAGUGGCAAUGGGAGGGCACUGACUCACCUCGUUUCCGACGGGUCAAGCGCGAACUCUCCUACGCCACCGUUGCAACGACGGUUAGCCAAGAGCUUCAGUGUCGCACCAUCUCUGUCAGCGCAUGCCGUCAUAUCAAUGGCGCAGGCCAAGGGAUUUACGAAAAGCUCAUUCAGCGGGCUUACGAACAGUCGUAACACAGCCGGCAGUGGCAGCUUCCAGACCCCCCAGUCACCAUCCUUGGGAUCGACGGGAUUAUCGUCCAUGCUCUCGUUGUGUCAGGAGAAUCGGUACGCGCUGGCCGCCAACCGGCCAAGGUGUAACAGCAUUUUGCACCUCUUUGGCGAGUGGCUCUUCGAUGCGGCCCACAUCGGUGGCGAGACAUGGAUGCACAACACCAAAAAGCGUGCGGCUGAAGCCAAACGGCGUCCUUCGUCGAUGAUCAUGGACAACCGGAAGGGUAGUCUUUCGCAGCCCCCGUCACUGUCGGAGGUGAACGACGUGGCCCCGGGUCUUACGAUCGAUAAGUACGAGUCCGGCAAAGCGGAAGCCCUCGGGGCGCUGUGUCGGAUAUUUUGUGCGAAAAAAACGGGCGAAGAAAUACUGCCCGUAUACCUGGCACGCUUCUACAUGGCGCUGCACCAGGGCCUGAAGACCAACGAUAGCCGCGAAUGCAUGGAAACGCUGGCCAGCAUACUGUACAACUCGUCCGAUCUGUUCCGGAUCGAUCUGGAAGGCAUACAGGUGCUGCUGCCGGCGUUCAUUGCCGCCCUGGAGCUCAUUUUGCCCGAAAAAGAGCUAAAGCUUCGAUCGCAAAAUGUAAUCAUCAAUAAGACCGAACUAAGGCGGGCCGGUGUAAACAUUCUGCUGUCCAUUCUGGCCCUACCGUUGCACUUUCAAACACUUCCAAUUCGUGACAUCGGCGGUGGACCCAACGAUAGGACCGUGACCUUCAUCCAACUGAAGCCGAGACUCAUGAACAUUCUCAUGAACGCGCUGCAAGUCGAAACGGACCCCCACAACACUCACAUGCUGCUGGGGGGCUUGCACCUGUGCGUCCAGGACUCGGUAACGUUCGAAGCCUUCGAAAGCAAUCCGGGCGCCAUCGGUUCGAUGCACCCAGCGGCAGCCGAAGCACAGCCCAAUUUGCUAAGCUCAGCCUGCUCCGAGAAGAGUGCGUACUCCAUGAACAGCGCCAAUUCCAGCAUCGGUGGACACAGCACGGCCACGUUGAGCAAUGAGCCUUCUAGUUUGCCAGCUUUCGAUGAUUUCCCAUCCGAUAUUAUUCAUGAGUUAGAAUUGAGUUCAUCUGCAAUUUAUGACAGUGCGCAUGCACUUUUCGUGAGAGCCACCUAUCUGGUGUGUCACCGUCUAAUAUCGUCGUGGAAAACGGAUUUAAAUGUUUCGCUGGCUGCACUGGAGCUGCUGUCCGGUUUGGCCGCAAUGCAUGUUAAAGAUUCGGAUGCUCUGGAAUGCAAACGUGCGGUGAAGUGGAUUUGCGAUUACAUCUGCUACCAGUGCUCUCGGCCACCGCCCGCACACGUAAAGGAUCUUCACAGCACCAUCGUAGCCGCGUUCCAGUGUACUUCCGCGUGGCUGAUGAAUCACCCGUACCUGCUGCACGACAAAGAGUGCCUGACGAUCGUGCUCGAAGUGGUAGAGUUGGGCAUCUCGGGCUCGAAAAGUGUCGGCAAACCGGGAGAACCGGUACGGUACAAGGAUGAGAAGGAACUGAAGCCAGCCAGUAUGCGAGUGCGCGAUGCCGCCGAAAACAUGCUCACCAUGAUACUGGAGCAGAUCGACUACUUCCCAAACGAGUGCGGCAAACAGUCGCUUUCGUCGCUACUGGAUGAGGUCGUUCUGGCGAAGCACUCGAACAAUGGCGCCGGAGAGACCACCGGCGUAGGAGAGUUGCCACCGGAGCUGGCAAUUAAAAAGUUUAAAUAUUUCGUUACCGAAAACUCGACCGUGCUGGCCCUGUUCGAAGAGCCCCUGGGGAACGAUCAGGAUCCGCAGCCAACGGUAACGACACUAAUUCGGGGACCGUUUGGGCGACACGCUUGGACGAUGCAGCUGCGGCAUCUGUCGAGAAGUAAAUCGGGCACCAAAUACCACGCCCCGAACCCGGGCCGUCCCGUGCCGAUGAACGACAUUCUGAUACGGCAGGAGAUGGAAUACAAACACUUUCCCGAUUCCGUCGAGCGGAUCCCGCCGUGCAUCGUGGACCACUCCAUUCCAACGUUGGAUUCGGCGGAGCAGAAAAUUGGUAACCAAUGCACCAAACAGUUGGCCCGACUGCUGGAGGAUCAGCUGGUGUACGAAAAAUUGUCUUGGGCCGAAACGGAAUGUUCCGUGGAUGGUCUUGGGCAUGCGCAAGAAGCUUCUCCGCCGAACGUAUGCCACGAGUUUCAGGCCGCACGCCUCUUUUUGUCCCACUUUGGAUUCCUUACCAUCGGCCAAAGCAAUACCGGUGGACAGAAGCUUGAUGGCAGUACGCCGCUGCUCACUACGCUCGACUCGUCGAAGCUGGAGUUUUGUCAGGACUUGAAAAUGCUCGAUAAAAUGAGCCCCCGGUCGUGUGACACCAUCCACGUGUUCUACGUGAAAGCGAGUCAAACGACGGAGGCCGAAAUCAUUGGCAACAUGGACCCCGAGAAUGUGUCGUCGAUUGAUGGACACUUUUGGCAGAUGCUCUACAUGAUCGGGUGGCCAGUGAAGGUACAGGAGCACGCCGGCUGGACCGGUUUCAUUGGCACCAGCUGGAAGAUCCCGCGGGACUAUAAAACCGCGCCGAACCGCAACGAAUCACUCUCGGAAGCGCAGUGGCAGCUGAACGGAGAACAGAAAGUACUGUACUGGGCCGAUGUGUCCUCGGAAAUGGCAAUCGUGGUGCCGAAUCGGAACAAUAAAUUCGAUGCAUGCGGGUCCAGUGGCACAGACGACACGGUCGAUGGGAACUGCUGCCCUACCACGGCGACGAUGUACGAGCGCAGUGUAAGCGAAAUACAGCCCCGAUCUGCUUCGGUUUCUACGUCGAAUCAGCAACCGCGCCAAUUUUCGCUGGACAGCGAAUCGACGCGCUUCGGAUCGAUGAGCAAAUCCGCCGAUCCCAUUCCGCCCGUGCGCCGUCGGACGGGAGCAUCCAAACCGAGCAGUCAGUACACUGCACCGUCGGCGAAAAUACUGCUUGUUUGGCUGGAAAGUUUCGAGGACUAUCUGGCGUUCCCGAUCGAGGACUUGUUGGCUUACACCAGUGCCGGUCAGCCCGUUCCCGGGGGAGGUGUGUCCGGAGGGAACGCCAGCGAGUGUUUCAUCAUCUACCUGCAUGCCCUAUCGUCCGGAUUGCUGAGAGUAAAGCUGCAGGGUCCGGUUGGACGAAUGAAUUUCGCCAUCCCGCUCGUCGACGGUAUGGUGGUUAGCAAGCGUGUGAUUGGAUCGCUCAUUCGGCAGACGGCGUGUAAUAUGGCCAAACGGAAACGAUUAGAUAAUGAUUCGUAUCAGCCGCCUCACGUUCGUCGUCGUAUUAAAAUCCAAGAGAUAAUGCAAAAGUAUAAGAGAGAUCUGACCGAGCCCGAGAUGUUGGCCGAGCUGUUCAAGCAAGCUCUUUAAGCAACAAGUAUUACACUGAAUUACGCCUGGCGAUACAACAAAUAAUUCUUUCCACUCUUCUCUAGUGAUGUUUUGUUUAAUCUAAUAUUUUUAACGAUAAAUUAUCGUCCAAUGCACGUGACCUAUAACACUACUAGUGUUGUUUCCACGAGUUCCAGCUUAUUUGACCAUUUGAUACUAAAUCUUUUGAACAAUAUACUGAAUAUAGCCUGAACCAUUGGGGCAU